AAAUCCUCAUAAUCGAAAUAAAAAAAAAAAUCUAUAUACAAUGAUAACAAUCUCAAAAUGGAGAAUAAUUUGCUGUUUUCUAAAGAUGGUUCAAAAAGGAACCUACUGUGCGCCGUUCCAUUUUCCCCUCACCCACUGUCCCGCUUCUCUCUCUCUCUCUCUCUCUCUCUCUCUCUCUUUCUCUCUCCCCCUUAUUUGUCGGAGCCGUGUCUUCGUCGUUAUCGGCGACCGCGCCCUUGUCGCCGCCGACUUCUUCUUAUCCCUCGGCGCUCCCCACUUGUCGGCGACGACUUCAUCUCUGCUCUCGAGCCAUAUAAGAUGGUGGGGGAUGCAGAGGCGAGAAAUCCGAUUGCUGUAGUGAACUCGCCGCCGGUGGUGGUGUUGGUGUCGUCGCCGGAGAAUGCGCCGCCUGCUGAGAAUGCCGCGCCGGCGGAGUCCCCUCGUUGGCGGAGGCGCAGCCUUAGAUACGCUGGGAAGGAGCGGCCGAACUACGCCGACACAGUUAAAGCGAAGGAGGAUUUCGAGGAGGGGAGCAGCGUGCGCAGAAAGUACACGAAGCGGAAGAGGCGGGAGACGGCGGUGAACAAGCUGCCCGAUGAGAAAAGGACGAUGGCCGGUAACGAUGCGGAUACGGCGGUGGCUGUACGUGCCUCGGAGCCGACGGCUAUAGCUAAUUCUGGAGUUGAAACCAGGGUUGUAGGGAAUGGACAUUGUAACGAGAAUGCUGUCGCUGGAGUUGAAAGAAUGGGCGAAGAGAGUGGAGGUUGUAGCGGAUGCGGCGCUGGCGAGCCGAGUAAUGGGGUGGUGAAGAGUGCGAAAACCAGGGUGAAGGAAACCCUUAGGGCCUUCAACAGUCACUAUCUUCACUUUGUUCAGGAGGAACAGCGAAGGGCUAAGGAAUUGGAGGAGGCGAUGGCUUUAAAAGCAAAGGAAAAUGGCGGUCGUGUGGAAAGGGUUAAAAAGCCAUCAAAACGACCAGAUCUUAAAGCAAUUUCCAAGAUGAUCCAGAACAAUACCGUGCUGUAUCCAGAGAAAAGGGUUGGCCACCUUCCAGGUAUUGAUGUUGGGGAUCGAUUCUUUUCGCGAGCUGAAAUGGUGGUUCUUGGUCUGCAUAGCCAUUGGCUCAACGGAAUUGAUUAUAUGGGUAUGGAGUUUAGCAAAAAGGAGGAGUACAGGGAUUAUAAAUUCCCACUUGCGACAUGUGUUGUUUUAUCGGGAAUGUAUGAAGAUGAUUUGGACAAUUGUGAAGAGAUUGUUUAUACUGGACAAGGUGGACAUGAUUUACUCGGUAAUAAGAAACAGAUUGGCGAUCAAAAGAUGGAGCGCGGUAACUUGGCAUUAAAGAACAACAUGGACAGUGAUGCACCUGUGCGGGUUGUUCGUGGACACGUUUUAAAGAGCAGUUAUUGUGGGAGAGUUUAUACUUAUGACGGCCUAUAUAAGGUCAUCAAAUAUUGGCCAGAUAAAGGUGUUAGUGGAUUCACUGUAUUCAAGUAUAAACUAAAGCGGUUAGAGGGGCAAGCCAGUUUGACAACAUCCCAGGUCAGAUUUACUCGGGGAGAAGUUCCUAAAUCCAUUUCAGAUUUGCGUGGGAAGGUUUCUGAUGAUAUUAGUGGGGGUCAAGAAAAGUUUCCGAUUCCUGCUACUAAUACAGUUGAUGAACCACCUGUCGCUCCUUCUGGUUUUAUCUACUGCAACUCACUCCAGAUUCCUAGUAAUAUGAAGGUGCCAGAAAAUGUUGCCGGCUGUAAUUGUGAAGGAGAUUGCUCUGACCCAAGAAUUUGUGAUUGUGCUAAACUGAAUGGUUCUGACUUCCCUUAUGUUUUUACCAAGGAUGGUGGGAGAUUGGUCGAAGCAAAGUCUAUGGUCUUUGAGUGCGGCGCUAAUUGUGGGUGCAGCAUCAACUGCAUAAAUAGAACGUCUCAGCAAGGACUAAAAUACCGCCUUGAGGUUUUUAGGACUCCGAAGAAAGGUUGGGGUGUCAGGUCAUGGGAUACUAUACCACCUGGUGCUCCAGUUUGCGAGUAUACAGGAAUACUUAGGAGGUCAGAUGAAGCUGAUAGUGCCCUUGAGAACAACUAUAUUUUUGAGAUAGAUUGUGUUGAGACACUGAAAGGAGUUGAUGGAAGAGAGAAGCGGGCUGGUGAUUGGUCUUUUCUAGUCAACCCUGAAGACAAGAACGCUGAAGUGCCUGAGUACUGCAUCGAUGCCAGCCCUGUUGGGAACAUUGCAAGAUUUAUCAAUCAUAGCUGCCAACCGAAUCUCUUUGUCCAAUGUGUUCUGAGCUCACACCGUGACUUCAAAAUGGCCAAAGUUAUGUUGUUUGCUGCCGACACAAUUCCUCCGAUGGAGGAGCUCACUUAUGAUUAUGGAUACCGUUUGGAUAGUGUAGUGGGACCCGAUGGAAAUAUCGUAAAAAUGCUAUGCUAUUGUGGAGCCACAGACUGCAGAAAACGUUUGCACUAAAUGAUCAAGGCCGAGGUUUUUUUCUUCUUCGUUUGCACACUUUUAUUAAGUCUCAGCUAAUUUUGGGAGAAGGAUAAGAAGCCGUUAAGCUAAAUACCACCAACUGCUUUUGGGAGUAUAUUUUGCUGAUCUGUAACAAGCCCAGGGCCAUAAUUUCUGCUUCAUUAAUGUUUUUUGUAAUUGUGCAAAAUUGUGUAUGUAGCCGCGAUGAUCUUAUCAAUGUAUUAGGAAAGCAGUGUAUAUUACAUACAAACUGUAACCAAUGGCGUAGCCUGUUUCAAGCAUGUAGAUUUUGGCUCAUAGAUUUUUUAUUCUGCUCAGCGGAGAAGCUAUUUUGAGAAACUGGGCUAGAUAGAUAAUUUAAUGAUGAUGAUUACUGAUAGAAAACUCUUCAACUCUUUGUUGUACGAUUUGAUUUCGUAAUGGAUUGUUAGCUUAUCAUUCAUUUUGUUG
Ananas comosus (pineapple) is the source of this 2919-nucleotide messenger RNA. RefSeq names its product histone-lysine N-methyltransferase, H3 lysine-9 specific SUVH4. Gene Ontology annotation, molecular function: protein binding; histone methyltransferase activity; zinc ion binding. NCBI's taxonomy places the organism in Eukaryota, Viridiplantae, Streptophyta, Magnoliopsida, Poales, Bromeliaceae. The annotation marks the transcript as partial. The record is from RefSeq and is a predicted model, not a curated record. The transcript has 18 exons. Gene Ontology annotation, cellular component: nucleus.